CAAGAGGGGAAGGGGGGGAGGGUUACUGAACUAUUGAGGGACAGUAUAACGAGUUUAGCUAUUUACAUAAAUCAACACACGAGCCAAAGGCGAUGGGCAACUAUAGUGCACCCUCACUAAUUAGCUUCCGACUGGACCAGCCAUCGACGGAGUGGCGGAAGCCUAUCUCAGUGACGAGUGCGAGUCUCUUACUGCUGUUUGUGAUCCCGAUCAUCCUGCAAGGCUCGCUGCUGCAUCCGAAGUUUGCUCGCUGGCGGCUUGGACGAUGGGUGCGGCUGGGGCUGACGCCGAUGAACGUCUAUCUGGGCCUGAAGGCGCCGCUCGAAUACGUGAUCGUGCCCGUCGAACGCUGCGGUGGAUUCAACUUCUGUCUCUGCAUCUGGGGCACACAGUUGGCCCUCAAGGCUCUCCUCUUCGGCCUCUCCCCCGGUUACCUCCAGGGAAGAUGUUGGACCCGGGACGAGGCCGCGUUGACCCCUAACGAGAAACUUUACACCCUGCAGCCCCCUCACCAAAAGGAUGAUUAUAGCUGGAAAGAAGUCGCCCAAUGGACCCUCAAACAUACCCUUUCUCCGCGAGGAAUCCAAUACGGAUGGGGCUUGAAGAGCGAGUUGAACCAACGAACGUUCGGGCAAGUGUUGAAACGGUUAUACAAAGUGCACGUCCUUUCGCUGAUAGCGACAGGAUAUUGUGUGGCGAGUCGGGACUAUGGUUCGCCUACGAAAGUGUUAGUAGGGCUCGGCUUACCGGAGACGAUAUGGACGACGAUAGUAGCCGAGUUCCUCGCCUCCCUGAGUUUCCCGGCCUACCUAUUAUCAUGGUUCGACAUCGGGUACACAUACCUCAGCCUGAAUGCCUACAUGAUCAGCUGGCUCCAUCGCGAGAAAGGCCUGCCCGUCCCGGAAUCGAUCAUGGAAUGGCUCGACCCCAGACUCUACACCGUCAUCUUCCAGUCCCCGCAUACCGUCUCCUCCUUGAACGAACUUUGGUCCAAGGGCUGGCACCAAUUCCUCAGGGCUGAUCUCAUCUUCUUCGGCGCAAGACCCGCUAUCUCUUUAGCUAAGAAGGCCGGGCUCUCGAAAAAUGCACAGAAGAUUUGCAGUCUCUUUGCCGUCUUCAUCCUCAGUGGAAUCUUACACGAGAUCUAUGUGCUUUCGUCGGUAUCAACGAAGAUCUCGUUGACGAGUUAUCUGCGAGAGACCCCGUUUCCGGGGACGUUUUUCUUCUUCAUGAUCCAGCCGCUCGGGAUCCUGGUGGAGCCCUUGAUAAUCCCCUGGAUCCCGAAGCUCGUGGGCGGCGGCACGCUGUGGGUCUGGCUGUUCUCCUUGCUGAUGAUCACCCCCUAUCGCAAGGCCUUGCUCGGCCCCUUCGGCGCGAUCGAUCAGGCCCUCCCGCCCCUCCCUCAAUGGCCCCUCUAUUCUUUCUUCGUCCCCGGUACUCUCUAUCGUCUCCGUUAAUCGCCAUCUCUCUCUUUUACUCCUCUUAAAUUCUUCACUUUUUUGUUCUCUCUCUCUCUCUUUCAUAUUGAUCAGAAACUCCCCCCCUUUGAAAUGAUCCUCAUACUACUACAUUGUAUUUAUAAAUCUCUGGUUUGAAGUUUCCCUUGGAUAGAAGGUUCAAUUCAAGUUGAUUUUUGAUAGACUUAAUGAAGUAUUAAUUAAUUACCAAAAUACCCUUUAAUAUAAGAUUCACUUCCAACACACGA
Molecule: messenger RNA, 1705 nt
Organism: Puccinia graminis f. sp. tritici CRL 75-36-700-3
Lineage: Eukaryota; Fungi; Basidiomycota; Pucciniomycetes; Pucciniales; Pucciniaceae
Exons: 3
Coding region: 93-1457 (454 amino acids)
Biological process (GO): lipid metabolic process
Source: RefSeq, a predicted model, not a curated record